GGUUUAUUUUUGAUAUAGACGUCAACUUCUCAUGACGGAAGUGAUAUCAAUAUUUUGUGUGUGAUUUCUUUCUAAAAUGGCGUUCACAGUUAUAUCAAAACUAUUGUUGGUAAGUUUACUAGGCGCCAGUGCUGUGUAUUCUGCCAGUACCACGCCUCAAGAUACUCCAACUUCUUCAAAACCAGCAUCUACUAGUAGUACUACUCCUGUUCCGAGUGCGACCUCUCCACCGAACCCUUCACCAACAACUCCAGUUAUUCCGACAACAUCACUGACGCCCGAAGAAGAAUGUGCACAGUACAAUGGAUCCUGUUCCGAUUGUGUUGGAGCACCAAAAGCGAGGUGUUUGUAUUGUAAUGCUGAUGAAGUGUGUAAACCAUAUCCAUUUAAAGAUGUAAUACCAAGUUCUUCUGUCUGUCCUUUAUCUAAAGCUAGAUGGACAGUGUGCUGGUUAAAUUUUGAAGCGAUGUUGAUAUCUGUUGGAGUUCUGGGUGGUAUAAUACUGUUGACUAUCACAUGUUGUUGUGUUUAUUGUUGCUGUUGUCGAGGUGGAAACAAAAAAAGAUAUGACAAGGAAGAUGCAAAAUGGGAACGACAGAAGAAAGACAGAAAAGAAAAAGCUGAAGAAAGAAAAAUGGAAAGAAAAGAUAGAUUAGAUGAAAUCAGAAGGAAAUAUGUCAAAGUUAUGAUCACGGAGGAUGAUAAAGGUCUGGUUAAAGAAGACAAUGCCUACGAAAGAUUUGAUGCCUAAAUGAAGAUUUCACCGAGCCGAACUUACAAAUUUUAUAAUUAAUACAUUUUCAUCGCCACCCCUUCACAUUGCACACUGUUCAUGAAACUGAAUAAAGAUUUAAAAAGUUGGCAGAAUUCAGAAUUUUAAAAAAAAGGAGUUACAGGGUCACAUUUAAUUGAUUGGUCCUAACUGUUUUAAGGUCUUAUCCCCACUCUUUCAAAAGAUGAGCCAAACAAAAAAAGACAUAAAUAUCAUUUGGAUGGAAAAUAUUUGUUCCCUUUUAGAAUCUGACUUUUGACCUUGGGACAUUAAAAUGAUGGUGCCCUGGAUAUUUGUAGUUAUUUAUGUUAUCAUAUAAAUACAAGUUCAGAACAAAAUAGAGUGCCUUAUAUACCAAUACUAAAGAGGACUUGAAUUAAGUUAUUGAUGUAGUAUAAAACUUCAUAUUGUUUGAAAUCAGACUUUUAACUAUGUAUCCAUUUAUUCUGGAUAUACUACACUGACAUGUGAAAUAUUUUCUUUGUAGAUGGUGUUCUGAUCAAAUGAACUUACUCUCCAAUUAAAUUACAGUACUGCGUUAUACAGUGAAUUAUGGGAAUUUUUAAACACUAUCAUACAAAUGAUGGUGUUGUUUUUAGGGUUAGAGUAUGAUAAUAAAUAUUCGUCAUGUUGCCAGAACAUCAUGGUAAUAUAUGAAAAUAGAUUAUAUUAAAAUGUAGUGUAAAAAUCAGAUAAAGAAUAAACGAAACAAAAUCGUAAUCUCAUUUAAUUACAUUGUAUGAAACUGUAAAUUGGUAUUAUUAUGAUCAAUACCCCAGAAUCUACUGUGUGUACUUAUAAUAUAUCAUGGUGAUAAAAAUUAGAUUAUAUCACUGUGUAGUAUAAACAUCAGAUAAACGAAAAAGUAAUUGUAAUCUUGUUUUAAUUAGAUAGUAUAAAACUUUAAAAUUGUUUGAUUAAUACCCAGAAUCUAUUGUGUGUAUGUACUACUCAUAAUAAAUCUUGGUUCAAGAAGAGUUAUAUUUAUCACUUGUCUACUCGUGUUACAAGUACCAAGAUAGUUUAUAUAAACUAAAAUAAGUAAGCUGAAAGGACCAGUCUCAUAUGUAUAUAACUUAAUAUAAAUCUGCAUGAAAGUCUCUUAAAAACCUAUAUUCUUGUAUUGCGCAGUUAUUCGAAGCUUUGUGGUACUUUUCAUGAAAUGCCACCAUAUGUAAGUACCUUGAUAACCUUGCCUAUAACAUGCCGAAGUCAUGGUAAAAUUACUAGUCUUUGAUAGAAUUAAACAAUAAAAUUGUAUAAAUUACUUAACUCCAAAAGGCUAAACAUUUGGAUUUGAAACUUUCAGGCAAGGUAAUUGGACUGUUUCUUUACUUCAGGGUGUUUCAUUCACAUACUUUCAUCAACAGAUACCCUGCAUAAUCUGGGAUUUCUCCUUUAAAGCAUUACAAAAAAGUAAUGACAUUAUGUAUUGAUAAUCAAAUUACAUAUUUUAAAUAGGGUAGUUUGUAUCUCAAUAGUUGAUUUAAAAAAUAUUUUUUAAAAUUCUACAUCAACGCUCAAAUGUUUACAUUUAUAAACAUUCGUCUAAUAUGAUUGUUUGAAAUGAUGAUUGAAAUAUUUUCAUGGAGUUUUUCAGUGAGUAGAAAAUGAAUAUUUUUCUAGCGAGUGCUUUCAGAGGUUUGUGUUGCGAUCAAAUGGAUCAAUAUGUGUAACCGGAUAAUUUUGUAUAUAAGCUUUAUGAUAGGUUGAUAUAUAUUUUUAAAUAUUACUAAUAAAUAGGCUUCUCAUAAUUAUUGGUGCAUUUUGGUUUAUUAACAUAAUCUGAAUUAUAUAUUUAAGAAAAUAUCAAAGUCUAUUUUAAAAUAUUUAUAUAAAAAUUUCACUUGAAGGUUGUUAGAAAUUGGUGCUUCUAUAUAUUUAGUAAAAAUAAUACAUUUCUCUAUAUUUCUGGUUAUGUAUUCAUAAUUACUCGUUAUAAAAUUAAUCAGUUUAAAGAAGUUAGAUGAUUGAGGUAUAUAAGACCCUCACUUUACACAUUUGUCAACAGGUCUAUUUUAAGGAAUUAAAUAAUACAAUGUCUUGAUACAGUAUGAAAGUAGAUUUCUUAUUGUUUUUAAACGGUCCAAGUGAUGAGUGGUUUAUAGUUUAUGCCAAUAGUUAACUAUAUACAUUCAUUUUAAACAAAUUUACUCAUUCCACACUUGCACAUUGAAAUAAUUUAUAAUUAAAUUUUUUUAUUUUUCCUACUGGAAAUAGUAAUCAUAUCUAAUAUCUUGACUAUAUAUACAUUUAUAUGCACUAUGUAAAAAAAAACUUGGUCACAGAAUGAUAUCUGGUAUCUAUCUAUUGUAACUUGUUUUUGUCUUUCUGUUGUUUGUGCCAUUGAUUGUAUAUUUUUGUUAGUAGAAGAUAUGUAUAUUCUUUAUUAAUAACACUUAAGCCCACAUCAGUUUGAAUUUUUGUUCUUUGGAAAUGCCUGUUAACAUUUUACUUACUAUUUCUUGGUGAGGAAAAAUAAUUUAAAAGUAAAAAAUACUUAGUUGCUCUACUCAAAGGCUUUUAGGUCAAAUUUUUCAGUUUUGAAAUUCCAAACAAAACGUCAUUCAUGUGACUCGAGUGACUGAUUAUUUAUCCAGGUCCUGAAGAAGUAAAAAUGAAAUUGAUUUGGCCGUAGUGUUGUAUUUUUAUAUCUACAAAUUUAUUAUGUAUCAUAGAAAGUUUUGGUCUAAUUGGAAUUAAUGCUUGAUUUUGUUCUGUUUUAUUUUUCGGAUGGUUAUUCCACUUAAUCUUUAUGGACAUUUGAUUGACGGUCCAAUCAAGCUCAGAUGUACAAUUAUGCUUUCAUCACAGGCUUUUCUUGCUGGAUCAAGCUUAUUUUGUGGCUUACUCUAGAAUGUUUCUUAGGAAACACUUGUCUAUGAUAACACCCUUGGUGGAAGUGGACGUGAAACUCCAGAAACGAACGAGACUUUUCUUUAACAUGUCUUUUAGAUGUAAGUUGAGUAACAAACCAAAUAACAUAAUGACAAUAACAUCUGAUUUUAAUUUAAUUGAUGAAUUUUCCUCUUAUCAAAGGUGGCCACUUUCAAUUUCUGUCAAAAUAGAACUUUUUUUAUUUAGACAAGGCUAGAUCAAUAUGAUUAAAAAUCUUGCUGUUUUUUUGAUAUUGUGUUUUUGCUUGAUGUGCUGCCAAAGUCAGAAUUUUCACAACAUUGCAAAGACAUAAAUUGUUUGAAGGGAGAUAAUUAAAUUGACACCUGUUUCAUUGUUCACCCAAAUCUGGUUGUGUCCUAUCUGUCAACAAGAUCAAAUAUUUUUCAAGGUUAGAUUUACAUGUUUUAAGUGCUUUAUUGUGUACUUCUUCAUUCUGUUUGGUAUUUCCAAUGAUAAAAUACAAAACAAAAAUGUCAGGUAACUGUGUGGACUUCUGAAAAGAAAAGUGGUAUCGGCUAUCAGGUGUUCUAGAAAGAGAGAAUAGUUUGCCCCGUACAUGACAGCUGCUUUUAUCUAUAGUUUGGAUGAAUAUAUUCAUUCAAUAUCAUAAUUGUAAUUGCUAUUUCCAGACUGAAAAUAAAUGAAAUGAAAUGAAAUGGGGUUUAACAUCCUACUGACUUAUGAUCACAAACACAUGUAGAUCCCAAUUUCAGAUAAUUUGUAUCUUUAUUGGCCAGAGGAACUGGUCUCGAAAUUUCUGUUCUCAAUUGAUAAUUCAUCGUUCUUUCUUAUUUUAUUCAGUUGAGCGUUCAAUUUCGUGAUUAAUGAAAUUUAUAUAUAUAUGGGAGGUAACUCUCAUGAUGUAUUUGCUUGGCACAUGAUGGUACAGUUGUACAACUAUUUUUUUAGACAUAUAGGAGUUUAACCAGCACUGAGCCAAAUAUCAACAUUUUGGAAUCAAUUAUUUAAAAACAAAAUACAGAACUGUUAUUCUGUAUUAAACAAUAAGACAGUUGUCAUAAAAUAUUGAUAAAUAUAUACCGAUAAGUAUGGGUUUAAAUACCUUGUUACUAGGCAUUAACAUCAUGUGACAGUAACACAGCACUGAGAAAGUUGUCCAACCAUUGUGACUGUUCAGAUCAUGCAAGAUUGUUCUUUUCUUUGCUAAUUUAUGAUAUUUAUGUAUAUUAAGCAUAGUUGUUAUGUUUUGCUUUCAAUUUUAUGUUGAUUUUACUUUUUAUCAAAAAAUAACAAAUGAUAAAUAAUUUUUGUGUUUUGAUUGUAUGUUAUAUAUAUUUACAUAUCUAUAUUUUUCUGUAGAUAAAUAAAUUUUGUAAAACUUUA
This is a messenger RNA of Patella vulgata (common limpet), 5014 nucleotides long. RefSeq names its product pituitary tumor-transforming gene 1 protein-interacting protein. Bases 77 to 751 code for a protein of 224 amino acids. The transcript has 7 exons. The record is from RefSeq and is a predicted model, not a curated record. Gene Ontology annotation, cellular component: nucleus; cytoplasm. Lineage: Eukaryota; Metazoa; Mollusca; Gastropoda; Patellidae. Gene Ontology annotation, biological process: protein import into nucleus.